Vicia faba (fava bean) is the source of this 492-nucleotide messenger RNA. The record is from the annotation of a GenBank genome assembly. Lineage: Eukaryota; Viridiplantae; Streptophyta; Magnoliopsida; Fabales; Fabaceae.
AUGUCGCUUAUAGCAGUUGGACAAGGAAAGGCAAGAGAUUGCUGCGAAAGCUGUGCUCGAUUUCCUGCGCUAAGAAAGGGGAGUGCCCUAUUUACCAAGAAGCUGCAGGCCAACUCGGAAAAGAAGGAGUUGCUAUCGAAUUCGAAUAGGCUUAAGAAAAGGCUGUCACAGAGAAGGAGCAAAGUAAAGGGAGGAAGGAAAUGGGCAAAUAGAAAAGCAAAGGCUAAAGCCCAUACCAUACUGAAAUGUGUGAAUUCUAACUGUCUUGCUUCUGAAAAGCUUUACUUCUUGGGUACGAAACUUUUGUUUCAGCUAUCAUUCGAUCUCGAAAGAGUGCCUUUUGGCUUUAUCCUUGUUGGGUCUGGGCUAAUUCUUGAAAUCAGCAGCAGCUACUCCUACAACUACUUUAACAGAAAAACUACUGAUUCUCAUCCUCAAGCCAACUCGUUUUCUUUACAUCAGGGUGGGUCAAGAGCGGCGGGAUCGGGAUAG